Portunus trituberculatus (swimming crab) is the source of this 3072-nucleotide messenger RNA. RefSeq lists its product as uncharacterized. The coding region runs from base 815 to 1951 and encodes 378 amino acids. The record is from RefSeq and is a predicted model, not a curated record. The transcript has 2 exons. Gene Ontology annotation, biological process: proteolysis. NCBI's taxonomy places the organism in Eukaryota, Metazoa, Arthropoda, Malacostraca, Decapoda, Portunidae. Gene Ontology annotation, molecular function: aspartic-type endopeptidase activity.
UUUCUCACAGGUGGAAAGUUGCUCAAUAGAUAAUAGAGAGAGGCAACAGAUAGUUAAAAUGCGUGUGGAAGCCCCAUUAGCUUUACUGGUGCAAACGGUAGUGGAGAAGGAAGUAACCUGGGCACAAUUUAAGCAAUAUCUUACAAAGGAGCUCACGGACCAGAAUGAGGAAAGGUUAUUUGAUUCUCUGAAUGAUUUAAAAUAUUCGGUGGAGGACGACCACCCCAUCGAGUUUAUGACAAGGUUGAAAUGUAAACUAGCUUUGGUUACCGUAAGGACCGAUGCUGAUGACGUGCCGUCUCAGGACAGGUUGAUUAAGAGCAAACUAAUAAAAGGAAUGCCGAGAGACUGCAGGGAAAGAUUAGAACUGUACCUGGACGAAAAAGUAUCGUUAACCAGGUUUCUGACCAAAUUAGAUACUGAAAGACUGGUGGUAAUGACUCGGAAAGAGAGUAGUGUACGAGCGGUUAGCCCGGCCCCAGCCCACCUACCGACUGCCCCGCGAGCGGCGGCGGCGACUACACCCCACCCGGCCGCCACAUUAACACCACCCGCUAGUAGAUUAGACAGGGUAGAUCAAAGAUUACAGCUAUGGCGCAGAAGAGAGAAAUACUGCCCAUAUUGCCGAGCUACUAACCACUCAAUAGCCGAGUGCUAUAAAAGACCACAACCUGGCUCCUGUUAUGAUUGUAUACGGCUCAAUUGUCGGCGCGGCCAUCCAUCGUGCCCCGGUAAAGUAAACACAACACGGAAUAGGAUGUUAUGACAAUCUCCGGUAAUCAGUGUAGAUAUCAAUAACCAUGUACUCGAAGCAAUGUUAGAUACUGGCAGUGAUGUUUCACUAAUCAAGAUCAGUGUAAUUAAUGAAAUGGGAAUUCCAGUGAAACAAAGUUCAAAGAUUCCCCCUUUGCAAGGAAUCACCGGUAAGCAGAUCAGAGUAUUGGGCCAAGCUUAUGUAACAAUAGCCAGUAACAGUAACCAUCCCAUCAUUGCUCAAGUAGCGGUCGUUCCCGAUGAAUAUCUCAAAACACACGUAUUGUUGGGAAUGAACACGAUCGGUCAGUCAACUCUCACUCUAGAUCGCCAAGCUAAGCGGAUUCAUUGGAACAAUCUUGUUUAUCCCUUAGUAUUCGUUGAAACACCAUAUGGAAAAGUCAGAAUGGUGAGAAAAGAACCUCAGUCUCCCUCUCAUAACCAGCGCUUCGGCAGAGUAACAACCAAAACACUAGUGGACUGUUACGAAACGACCCUAGUGGAGGUAAAAGUAAGUGAGGAACCUAAUACCGUAAUAAUGAUUGAGGCUAAACAUGCCUGUGUUCAAGAUGGAUUGCCAACUAUAAUGCGAGUGACUGAAACACGCACUGUUUUCAUCCCCGUCAUUAAUAACACCAAAGUUAGGUUAGUGUUACGACCAGGAACCUUACUGAUAAAGUAUGAAAUAAUAGACGAGGGACAGAUAGAGAUAGAAGACUCACCCCUGACCAUCGCUAAAAUAAGUGAAGCCAUCGGGCCAGAAAAUGAUUGUGUGCCCACAAACCAAACCCGGUGGGAAAAGCUUAAAGUAAUUCUCGACUCGCGAGACUGGUCACAUCUAGAGAAAGAACAAGAGCUUAGUUUAUUUCGGCUCAUUCAGAAACAUCAAAAAUUAUUUAUCGUACAUCCUGGCGAAUUAGGACUAAUACAAGCAGAUCCAGCCCACAUUCAGGUAGACGAUCCAACACCCUGUCGUACACCACUCUAUCGAUACCCAGAGAAAGCGAGAGAAACUAUUCAGCAGAUUCUACAUGAUUUAGAAGCUACAUCAGACCCGCUGCUGGGGAAGGAGACCGCCACUGUUGGGGGUGGCUGGAAUGUUCGGGAGGAGGGGCCUCCUGAAUCCAGUCCCCACAGAAUAAGGCCUUGGAGAGGACUACGUUGGCCUCUCUACUCCGCCCCUGUACGCCUAGACUGAUGGGAAGUGGGUGGCGCAACACCAACUGGGAGGUCAGGUCCUGCCGGACCGGUAGAGACGUCAAGGUCUCGCACUAAGUGGAAAAUUGUAGAGUGUGAAAUGUUGAAACGAAGGGCAGUAAUACCACAGAUACCCUGGACACUGUAUAUAGCUCUAAAUGGUUAUGUGUGCUCACGGUGGUGUAUCGCGAUUACGUGGAUUGUUAUGUGGGUGUUACUUUUUUGUUGUUGUAAAAGAGAAGACGAGGAUUUGUUUUCCCUGAGGAAAAAGCCAUGUACCGAGUAGCAGUACUGGAGUGAGAUUAUUACCCACUAUUAGGGUAUUUAUUUAGUCCAAAUCCUCAUCUUCCCUUUCAUAUGUGUAGCUAGGAAUUCUUAUAUAGGGAGUCCCUGUAGGGGGAGAAGGGAGAUGACGUAUGGCUGCGUGCGCAGUCAUCAUGGCUGCCACCUUAUAAGGUGAGGAGCGUGGUGGCCUCAUCCACAGCAGCACGGGUGGUUUUCCCCCGGGAGCUUCGGUUUCCACCCAGAAGUCAUCUGUGCUGCUGUGGGAAGGGGUAACCACUCACAUGUACUUACCUGUAGCCUUCUGUAGACUGUAUAAUUAAUGUAUGUAUUAAGGAUUAUAUAAGGAUUCAUGUAACCCUGCCCUUUCUCACUCUCUCACAGCAGUAUGGGUGGUUUUCCUCCGGGAACUCCGGUUUCCACCCUUGACCCAUCUCGUACUGCCCUGUGACAUUCAUCACUUUACAGCAGCAGGCCGGACCGCCCGGCAACUUUUUAACUCCUACUGUAUUUCUAUAUUUCCUCGCUUUUUCUUCCAGUGUACCAGUCCUGGUACACUCUACCCCUUCUCUUGUAACCCCUCUUACUUAAUAAACUUUUGAAACUUUUUGAUCGUCACCCUCAGAACAUCACCCCGCUCUCGUCUCGUCUCCUGUGGAACCUUCUGGCUACUUCCAGCACAGCAGGCCCAACCAGGCAGAGAGAGAGAGAGAGAGAGAGAGAGAAGCAGGACGCCGCGAGGGACAGGCCGCCAUUUUUACCUCGGGACGCACCCUCACGCCCUCUCAUCUACAGCUGAGUUACCCACGGUUUCCCCCCCAUAGGUCUCCCAUCUUAUAG